Symbiodinium pilosum is the source of this 450-nucleotide messenger RNA. NCBI's taxonomy places the organism in Eukaryota, Dinophyceae, Suessiales, Symbiodiniaceae. The record is from the annotation of a GenBank genome assembly.
AUGCUGCAGGUAUGGGUUGGCGGAGCUUUGCGACAAGAACGCAGGACUGACGUCAUUGCCUGUCGUUCCACGCAGCACGUAUCUAUCCCAAAUCCGGCCAAUAUCGAGGCGCGACGGAACUACCCUGUGCAUAAGUUCGAUGAGGAUGGAGGCAUGUAUGACAUCAUCAAGUACCCGCUGCUUUCAGAGAAGGCCUGCCGCUUGCUGGAAGAGUUCAACAUCUACACCUUCAUGGUGGAUAGGAGGGCCAACAAGCCCCAGAUUCGUGCCGCCAUUGAGACGAUUUUUGGCGUGAAGGUGAUCAAAUGCAAUACGUUGAUUCCAAAUGCGAAGUACACCGUAGCGUAUGGCGUGAAGAUCGGCAGAAAGUCCCUCUUCAAGAAGGCGUACGUUCAAGUCAAGGAGGGGGACUCCAUUGACCUCUUCCCGGAUGAUCCUGAAGCAGUCUGA